Cimex lectularius (bed bug) is the source of this 1929-nucleotide messenger RNA. RefSeq names its product dual specificity protein phosphatase 14-like. Gene Ontology annotation, cellular component: cytoplasm. The record is from RefSeq and is a predicted model, not a curated record. Gene Ontology annotation, molecular function: protein tyrosine/serine/threonine phosphatase activity. Gene Ontology annotation, biological process: protein dephosphorylation. Bases 953 to 1603 code for a protein of 216 amino acids. The transcript has 6 exons. NCBI's taxonomy places the organism in Eukaryota, Metazoa, Arthropoda, Insecta, Hemiptera, Cimicidae.
UGAACAAAUCUGAGUCACGUAUAUAUACUGAUGGUUUUAUGUCGCUAGCGAGUAUUGAGAGUGAAUGUAUUUAAUAGCAUGAAUGAGUAGGGCUAAGUCCGAUGGCGGUAUAUUGAGUAUCCCAUCCUCAAUAAGGGACUGAUUGCGUUGGGGACUGAAAUGACUUAGCUGUUGACACCUAUGUUGUCCAACCUCGGCGGACGGAUCAGAACUGACUCGGACUGCCAUCAUCCGAGGUAGGAGAUUAUCGAAGCCUGCCGGUAAUUUAUUGUAAAUUACAAAAACAGGAAUUGCAGGUGAGAAGUAGUAGAUAGGCUCAACUCUGCCCAGAUAUUUAUGUGCAUAUAUGAGCUUAAAAAAAAAAAAAACUGUAUUGUACAACUCACCAGUUGGUGUAACAUUAAGCUUAAUGGACACAAACAACACGACAUGGAUUGUGAAAAACUAAUGCAUUUCAGAAUAGCGUGAAAGCUCAUGAAAUUUGAUUAAAAGGGAUCAUAAUUUCUUAACCUCGCUCUGCUUAAAAAUAGUCACCGAGUUUUUCAAAAGUCGAAACUAGGAUGAGUUAAUAAUACUAAAAGUUCGAAUACUUCAUCAUCCUUCGUCCUCAACAUAAACAAACCGCUUAUAAUUUAUGGGAUUUGUGUCCCGACUUUGAUUAAUAGCCUCAAUAAAUCAUUGCAAAGUGUUGUUUGUAAAAAGAUAUGCCCUAUAGUCUAGUAGCAGAAGGUUAAAACACAGGAAACGAGGAUGGAGGGAGCCGUUUGGCUCUAAACUAGAAACUGAGGAAUGUCUCUGGCAUUCUUGGCACCAGCCCCCUCCAACGUGACAGUGUUUACUGGGGGAAGCACACCAGGUAGAUCUGCUCUCAGAUCAACCCAGCUUCUUGCUCAGUGCACACCAAACGGACGUAGGGUAGGAUACUGGAAGUCGUCGAUAUUCCACCGUCGAAAUGGGAAUGGUCAAUAUUAACACCUGCCCUUUAAACACCAACGGUAAUAAAUGCAAAGAAUUAUUCUUGGACAGUUCCGGUGAUAACAGAUCUACAAAAAUAUUUUCUGUUGCUGAAAUUGAUUCUGGCCUUUUAUUGUGUGGCGCAUCAAUGGUUACAGACAACACGUUAAAGAAGUACAACGUGACCUGCGUCAUAUCUGUCAGUCCCGAACUCCCACAAGUCCCUCUACCAAACAGCAUAACAAGGCAUUACACAAUCAACGUCCGAGACACAAUCGACAGCAACCUCGGUGAACACUUUGACAGUAUUGCAGACAUAAUUAAUCAAGUACAAGAAGAAGGAGGUGUAACACUGGUGCACUGUGUCGCGGGGGUAAGCAGAUCGGCGUCACUCUGCAUUGCUUAUCUGAUUAAGUACAAAAAUAUGACACUCAACGAGGCCUAUUGGUAUGUUCACUCAAAACGGAGAUGUAUACGGCCUAACAACAGUUUCUUCAACCAGUUGAUUGACUAUGAAGAAAAACUAACAGGUGUGUCCACCGUCAAAAUGGUUUAUAACAAAGGGGCCAAUGGUGUCAUUCCUGACUUGUACGAAUCAAUGUACCUUAACACAACUAAUUACACAAAACGAUUUAUUGGCACCAACUGAUUAUUCCUUAUUUUUAAAAAUAUUUUGUACAAAUGUAAAUAUUUUAUACACACCUAACCAUUCCAAAAAUUUGUUCACUAAAUAAUCUUUACCUAGAAGAAAUUUUAAAACAAAUAGUAAAUAUUACUUAGUGUAUUAAAUAAGAUGUGUAUAUAUCUAUUUUUUCUUUUUUUACUAAAAAUUGACAAUAUUUGUAUAAGGAUCACAUUCCAAGAAAUGUUUUUUUUCUUGUUUUAAAACAUUUGCAACAAUUCCUUCCAUUUUUAACAGUGUUUGUGUUCAAAAGUCUAAACUUUUUUUGCUGGGAAAAAUAUAUUUUUGAUUUA